This is a messenger RNA of Herpailurus yagouaroundi (jaguarundi), 1765 nucleotides long. RefSeq names its product dehydrogenase/reductase 3 (gene DHRS3). Bases 433 to 1341 code for a protein of 302 amino acids. Lineage: Eukaryota; Metazoa; Chordata; Mammalia; Carnivora; Felidae. Gene Ontology annotation, molecular function: all-trans-retinol dehydrogenase (NAD+) activity. The transcript has 6 exons. The record is from RefSeq and is a predicted model, not a curated record. Gene Ontology annotation, cellular component: lipid droplet. Gene Ontology annotation, biological process: regulation of retinoic acid receptor signaling pathway; retinoid metabolic process.
GCCUUUUUUUUUUUCCCCUUGCCUAAACUCCUCUGUCAGCCUGUAAACAUUACCUGAGAAUUCCCCAGCCUAAACGGCUGCUGGGGCAAGAAACUUCUUGUUAGAACUUUCCACCUCCGGCUUCCCCUCCAGCCCUCUUACCGUCCCAACCUUCUCAGACGGUUUUUCUCCUCCCGAGGAGGAUUUAUCUUUUUUUUUUUUUUCCCUCUCUCUUUUUCUCUCUUUUUUUUGCUGGUUCUGGGGUUUUCUUUUUUUUCUCACCCGGUGCUUUGCUUUUGGGAAGAGGUGAUUUCAACAGUGGCCAGGUGGGACGCCUCUCUCCCCCUUUCAUUCGGUUUAUUUAUUAUUGUUUGGGGUGUUUUCUUUUUUUAAUUCCUGUUUUGCUCGGUCCGGGGAGUUUCGCCCCCCCUGCCUGUCUCCGCGGCGCGGAGGAUGGUGUGGAAAUGGCUGGGCGCGUUGGUGGUGUUCCCUCUGCAGAUGAUCUAUCUGGUGGCCAAAGCAGCCGUCGGACUGGUGCUGCCCGCCAAGCUUCGGGACCUGUCGCGGGAGAACGUCCUCAUCACCGGCGGCGGGAGAGGCAUCGGACGCCAGCUCGCUCGCGAGUUCGCAGAACGCGGCGCCAGAAAGAUCGUUCUCUGGGGCCGGACUGAGAAAUGCCUCAAAGAGACGACAGAGGAGAUUCGGCAGAUGGGCACCGAGUGCCACUACUUCAUCUGUGAUGUAGGCAACCGGGAGGAGGUAUACCAGACGGCCAAAGCUGUCCGGGAGAAGGUGGGCGACAUCACCAUCCUGGUGAACAAUGCGGCCGUGGUCCACGGGAAGAGCCUGAUGGACAGUGACGAUGACGCCCUUCUCAAGUCCCAGCACAUCAACACCCUGGGCCAGUUCUGGACCACCAAGGCCUUCCUGCCGCGCAUGCUGGAGCUGCAGAACGGCCACAUCGUGUGUCUCAACUCCGUGCUGGCGCUGUCUGCCAUCCCUGGUGCCAUCGACUACUGCACGUCCAAAGCCUCGGCCUUCGCCUUCAUGGAGAGCCUGACCCUGGGGCUGCUGGACUGUCCAGGAGUCAGUGCCACCACCGUGCUGCCCUUCCACACCAGCACCGAGAUGUUCCAGGGUAUGAGGGUCAGGUUCCCCAACCUCUUCCCUCCGCUGAAGCCGGAGACUGUGGCCCGGAGGACGGUGGAAGCCGUGCAGCUGAAUCAGGCCCUCCUCCUUCUCCCGUGGACGAUGCAUGCCCUCAUUAUCUUGAAAAGCAUACUACCACAGGCUGCACUGGAGGAGAUCCACAAAUUCUCAGGAACCUAUACCUGCAUGAACACUUUCAAAGGGAGGACAUAGAGGCAGGAUGCAGAGACAUGCUUGAAAGCCACGGAACCUGAGGGGGCCAUGGCACACCCCCAUGCGCCUGUCCCUUGGCACACUUCUGCUGGGUGAGUGGGACUGUUCCUGUCCCCAGGAAGAAUCCGGGUGAACCCCCAGGCCAGCCCCAGGACCUUUGCACAGGACUGAUGGGCGUAACUCUGACCCCCAUGGGGAGGCAAGAAACCAGCCAGCAGCCACCUUGACACUUUCAUACAUGUCUAAUUCUGUAGAGUUUAUUGUUAAAUUGCUUCUCGAGUCUAACCAGCCUUAGCAGUGUGUUUAGACUGUUUCCAGGAGGGUCUAUACCCAGAUGCUCUUUUCUUUGCAAAAUCCACCCAUCCUCAGCUUGUGCAAACUGGUUGUAUGGCAGGAAUGAUAAAUAAAGACAUCGUUUUUGCGA